AUGGCUGCCACAGAAGUACCGUCUCUACGAUGGGGUAUCGUCGGAUGCGGCCUCAUCUCUUCCUGGUUCGUCUCUGAUCUUCUUCUCUCACGCACCGACGCGCCCACCAAGCACAUUUUGCAAUGUGUCGGUUCUUCGUCCAUCGAGAAGGGAACUGCCUUUCUCCAGAAGCACGCGCCGACAGUAGCGCAAACUACCAAGGUCUACGCCUCUUACGCGGAGGUAUAUAAUGAUCCAGACGUCGACAUCGUGUAUAUCGGCACACCGCACGCACUGCAUCUGACAAAUGGGUUGGCUGCUAUCGCCGCGGGGAAGAAUGUGCUUUGUGAGAAGCCGAUGACCAUAAAUGCCAAAGAGGCCGAUGUACUGGUCAAGGCUGCGCGGGAAAAGGGCGUGUAUUUGAUGGAGGCUGUCUGGACGCGUUUCUUCCCCAUCGUGGCCAGUCUCCAGGAUCUCAUCCAUAAACAGCAAAUCAUUGGACGUAUUUCUCGUGGCUUUAUUGACAUCGGCCUGGACAUGCCCCUGGCAUCCUUACCUUCCGACUCUCGCACCACCGACCCUGCCCUGGGCGCUGGUGCGUUGCUGGAUAUUGGUAUCUACACCUUGACCUGGGCUUCUCUCAUCUUCGGCGCGAGCCCCACGGUUCUCUCCAGCGCCAAUCCUACACCAAGAAUCACCAGCUCCAUGAGCCUUGUAGGAGGGGUAGAUGAAAUGAGUACCGUCAUUUUAAACUACGAGGCCGCUGCAAUGCAGGCAAUCUGCACGUGCUCGAUGCGUGCGAAAAGCAGCCCUCGAUUUGCCCGGAUUGAGGGUGAGAAGGGUACAGUGUGGGUAUGUGGUGUUAGCGCGGCCAAGCCGGGGUAUUUGAUCGUGGAGCUGAAGGGUGAGGAGAAGAAAACUAUUGAUUUCCCAGUGGAGGGUUGGGGAUUUCACUUCGAGGCUGAUGCUGUCGCGGCAGAUUUGAGGGCAGGGCGGAGGGAGAGUGCCGUGUGCGGAUUAGACGUUACGAGGGGGAUGAUGGACCUAAUGGACAAUGUAAGGAAACAGAACGGCUUGCGCUAUACACAAGACAGCAAUUAG
Ilyonectria robusta is the source of this 1080-nucleotide messenger RNA. RefSeq lists its product as uncharacterized. The coding region runs from base 1 to 1080 and encodes 359 amino acids. Gene Ontology annotation, molecular function: nucleotide binding. The transcript is spliced from 3 exons. The record is from RefSeq and is a predicted model, not a curated record. NCBI's taxonomy places the organism in Eukaryota, Fungi, Ascomycota, Sordariomycetes, Hypocreales, Nectriaceae.